Molecule: messenger RNA, 4700 nt
Organism: Pseudophryne corroboree (corroboree frog)
Lineage: Eukaryota; Metazoa; Chordata; Amphibia; Anura; Myobatrachidae
Product: up-regulator of cell proliferation-like
Exons: 1
Coding region: 28-4689 (1553 amino acids)
Molecular function (GO): GTP binding
Source: RefSeq, a predicted model, not a curated record
UUUGAUCAAAAAUUAAAGGAGUUAAAUAUGGAGAGGUUCAAAAUGUCAAAGCUCAGUCUCACGGAAGUCCUGAAGAUUGGACAAGAGGACCUAAAAAAGAUUGUCCCUCAGAGGAUCGAGCAUGUUCCCUGGUAUUUCCUUCAGAACCUCAUGGCUCUAAAUGGAAGAGCAAGGAACACACAACUUGACCAAUCAAUAAACACAAAAACAAAUGGCCUACAGGAUGAGGAUAUGGAUUUCAUGGACAUUAUGGACACCUCAAAUUCCAUCCACCCCCUGGAUGUCCUGUGUGUUCUCCUACAUUGUUCAGACAGUUUUAUGCAGCAGGAGAUUGUAACCAAAAUGUCCAUGUGUCAGUUUUCCCUCCCCUUGUUGCUCCCCGACAGUAACGGUUCUGAGUGCACCUUCAUGCUGUGGGCAAUGAGAGACAUUGUGAAGAGAUGGAGACCUCAGUCACUGGCCGAUAUUAAAGGGUGCAGAGAAGACGACUUGGUGAAUAUUCCCAUGCCAGUCUUUUCUUUUGUCAGACUAGGAAAAUGUAACCUGUCCAAAUCGAGAAUUCUCAAUUAUAUGCUAAGUCCACCUCAACAGCACCAUGAUUUCUUUGUCCAUCAGAACAUGGAGGGGGCCAACAUCUUAAGAGAAGUCUCAGACGGAUUAGUAGAAAUUGCCUGGUUCUUUCCUGGGGGAAGAGAAAACUUGGACCUGUUCCCAGAUCCGGUUGCAGUGACCAACCUACGUGGUGAGCUGGAAUCCAACUGGAGCCAAUUUAGCUAUCUAACAAAGGUAUCAACAGCAGUGUUCAUAUUUAUCGAGGACGUAGAUGAGAGACAAUACAGUCUUCUGUCAAACAUUGAAGAAUCAAACACAAACUAUUUCAUAAUCAUAGCUCCCUCCUCUAGAUAUGUAAGUGCGGAGACACAGAAGCGCAUAAAGACAUUAUUCCCUAUACUGAAAAUCAAUAGGAAGAACGUUUUGGUGAAGACCAGCGGUGUUAACGAUGCAGAAUUAGUGAAGAAAUUACAAACAAUUAUAGCAGAUCUAAUCAAGUCUUCCUCAUGCUACAUUACCCUAGAGGAGAUGUCACACAUCGCUGGGGAUCUGGGCCUACGCGUCGAUGAGCAUUCAGAAGGCCCCCAAAACACCAGGAAGAUGGCAUUGGAGAUCACUAAAUGUGUGAAGGAUGUUGUGCAGUACAAGAACACAACCAUGAGGCUACAGGGGGAUCUUUGGAAACAGCUAGCUAAAAUUGAAAAGGAAAUAUGCAGGAUGAAAGGAUUAGGCAGUCAUAAAACAGAGGACUACAAAUCGAAACUUAUCAAAAAGUGUUCUGACCUACGUAAGCAGCAAAGCGAGCUCAGUCUCCCUGACGGGAUGGCCAGAUUCAUAGAUGCGAUAACUAAUUUACCACAAGUGGAGAAACAUUACUUUCUGAAAUGGUUGAAGCUGUACCUGGACUCAAUCUCGAGAAAUCACCUCUGUGUGCUACAGGCCGAGUACAAGGAGCACUGUUUCAAUAUCACCACCAACGUAGACAAGCUAAAGCAACUGGAUCAGAUAAUAUCAAACAGCUCUUUAGGAACAGAGCAUUUUAUCAGAGAGGUAGGACAGUUUUAUGAGGCAGAAUGUUUCUUGGCAAAGGACUUUAGAAAUGCACAAAGAGAACUGUGUAAACUCCCAGGAAUUGCUGCUGAUCUUCUGUUGGACGGGUUCCCAUUGGAGCUGAUUGAUGGAGAUGCCUCCAACAUUCCACUGCGGUGGAUAACUGAUGUCCUGACAGAGCUGGACACCAAGACAGGAGGAUGUUGCAGAAUGAGGGUAAUAACUGUGUUGGGAGUACAAAGUACCGGGAAAUCCACUCUUCUGAACACCAUGUUUGGGUUACAGUUCCCGGUGGCCAGUGGGCGAUGCACACGAGGAGCCUUCAUGACCCUUAUUAAGGUAAAAGACACCUUACAGGAGGAGCUGGGCUGUGACUUCAUUCUGGUGAUUGACACUGAAGGGCUGAAAGCUCCUGAGUUGGCUUUCCUUGAGGAUAGUUAUGAACAUGACAAUGAGCUGGCAACACUAGUGGUUGGGUUGAGUGACAUCACCAUAAUUAACAUAUCCAUGGAAAACACAACAGAUAUUAGGGAUAUUUUGCAGAUUGUUGUCCACGCAUUUCUCAGGAUGAAAGAAAUUGGGAAAAAACCCAACUGCCAGUUUGUACAUCAGAACGUAAGCGAUGUGUCAGCUCAUGAUAAGAACAUGAGAGACAGGAAGAAAUUUUUGGAACAAUUAGACGAAAUGACAAAAGUAGCAUCAAGAAUGGAAGAAAACGAUAAUGUCACAAAGUUUUCUGAUGUUAUGGAUUAUGAUAUUGAGGAACACAGCUGGUACAUACCUGGCCUUUGGCAUGGGGUCCCACCAAUGGCUUCCAUAAAUACAGGUUAUAGUGAGAAUAUUUUUGAACUAAAAAUUCAUCUGUUUGAAAUAAUGAAAAAGCAGCUGGAAUUGAGAAGAACUCAGACUGUCUCUGAUUUUAUUAAAUGGGUGAAGAGCUUGUGGAACGCUGUGAAAUACGAAAAAUUUAUUUUCAGCUUUAGGAACAGUUUGGUGGCUGAGGCUUAUAACCAGCUGUCAAUAAAAUACUCAGAGUUGGAGUGGAAUUUCCGGAAGAGGAUGCACAAGUGGAUGAUGGAGACAGAGAAUGAGAUAUUAAACCAGACAGAUUCAGAAUUAGAAGUUGAAAUAUGGGCACAAAUUAAAAGAAACAUGCAAGAAACAUUGCAGGAAGAGGAGAGACUCAUGUCCGAAGCCCUAGAGAUAUACUUUGAGAGUGGGAACAAGUAUGUACAUCUGGUAGAGAGGUACAAGGAGGAUUUCUUUAGGAGUGUGAUGACCCUAAGGAAAGAAAUUGAAGAUAAUUUAGGAAUCCAGUGUGAGGAAGCAAUUCGCAUACAGAGAGGAAAACAAGAGGUACAAUUUGUUCAAAAUGGCUACCUUAAGACCAUUGAAGAGAAAUCCACCAGUCUCCUGGACAACUGCAAAAACUUAAACCGUCAACUAAGCGAUGAAGAGCUACAAUCUGAGUUUGAGACUAUGUGGAAUAAAACAAUAGCCGGAUUACAGUUCAGAAGUUUAAAGAAGUACAACAUCAGCCAAGAAAUGUUGGAACAGCUAAGGAAAGACAUGAGAAACAAAGCGGGCUACAUCAACGAGAAGCUAAAUGAAGUAAAAAGUCUAGAUGACUAUGGGCAGAAUGGCUUGAACUUUGACAAGAAAUACACUCAAUCUGGCUGGUGUGAAAGCAUGUCAGAACCAAUCUAUACAGAGUACCGGAAAAAGGUGAAUGACCUUGUAAAUUCCUUAAAAGACAAGUGCAAUCGGCAUGUCAUAGAGCAACUUAAUACAAUGAAGGACUAUCAUCAGAUGUACUGCCAGGAGCUUCUAAACAUUAUAAAUGAAAGACUCAAUCGUGAUGAUGUUAGGAACCUUCAUCUCACAACACUGUUCGAGCUGGAGCUGAAACUUCACCUCUUGGGCCGGGUUGCACCAAUGUUCCAGAAAAAGCACAAUACUUUCUUCCAAGAAAACAACAUGAAGCACUAUCUGGAUAAAAUAAAGCCUCAGUAUUUCUCAACAUUUAAAAAUGUUUAUCAUCGAAAGGAUGAGUCCAAAAUCAGAGCCCAGAAGUUCUGCGAGAUAUGUCUGAAGCCGGCUCUUUCAGAAUACGUGUACAAAAAUUUGGGCGGUGAAAUAGUAAAUGAUAUACUGACGAGUAGUGAUUCCAUCCGCUACAGCUGUAGGACCUUCUUCCAGUACACUCUGCUAAAGGAGCUUCUAGAAGACCACAUGUUUGCCCAGUAUGCAAAAUACAACAAUCAUUAUGAGACCUUUGUAAAGACUUGGAUAAUAAAGUACAUCACUGAGAGAUACAAGGAGUCCGCCUCUUUAGAAUCACUGAAAUCAAAUAUCCUUGCCACAAUCUCGAGAAAAGUAAGAGAAGCCCUAAGGGAUCCCAAGGUACGAGGAAGUCCCAAUGUGUCACAAUGCUUGAAGACAUUUUGUACAAUGCUAAAAAAAUAUUUGGUCAUAGCACAGAACGAGAUGAAAUUAAUUACUUAUCAAAACACUGCAUACCCUGGACAGUUCGCAGUCGACAUUGAAGAGGUUCUGCCCGACAUUGAAAAACAGAUCACCACAGAAAUAAAACAUUUCACCAUUGAAUAUGUGCUUUCCAAGGCAACCAUGAAGCCACAGGACGAAUUGUUUAAGAAGGUCUUUGGAUGCGGGAAGCAGUGUCCCUUCUGUAAAGUGCCCUGUGAGGCUGGGGCUGCUGACCACAAGGAGCAUUUCGCCUCUGUCCAUCGUCCUCAAGGGUUAGGAACGUACAGGUGUACUGAAUCUAAAGUGCUCUCACAUUCUAUAUGUUCCACCGAUGUGGUCGGGAACACAACCUUCGUGAAUUCAGACACCGACUGGAAGCCUCGUCUCUACAGGGAUUACCGCAAGAUUUACCCCGACUGGACCAUACAGCCUGACACCACCAUCAGCGCCUCCAAUUACUGGAAGUUUGUUUUCAAAGAGUUUAAUAAACAGUUUUCCAAUUACUACAAUGCCAAGUUGGCGGAUCUACCAAAGGAUUGGUACCAGAUCACCAAAGAGCAAGCUCUACAAAGUUUAAAGGAAUCCUUCAACAUGAAAUAAAAAUCUAGAAC